UUGUCGCUCGAUGUACUGUACGAGAUUUUUGGACAUCUGUGCCCUAUCGACUUGCUACAUCUAUCACGCGUCUCUCAAUCCUUCCGCCAAGUCCUCAUGUCCCGCUCUUCAGCUUGGCUUUGGAGGUCGACUUUUAGCAAUCUCAAUGGGCCACCUACCCCACCGCGGCCCGAAGGGAUGUCAGAGCCUGCCUGGACGCACUUGCUGUUUGGCGACCCUUUUUGCGAUAUCUGUGACCGGCGAACUCCCAUGAAACCUGACUGGGUAUUGCGGCGCCGAACGUGCAAGGCCUGCUCAAAGGAAACCGUCACGGCAUUGAUUCCACCGACAUCGAUCGGUUUCACAGCUUUCCUCCAAUUGGUUCAGACCCUACGGAGAGCACAACUAUGGGAUAUGGACGUAAUGCCUGAUUAUAUUUCCCCAUACUUCCUCGAGGACGACUGCGAGGAUCUUGUGGAUGAAGUAGAGGCCAUAGUUGCUAGCACCAAACCGGAGGAUUUGGACGCGAAACUCGAAGAGGUCCGUGCGGCAAAGGCACAGGCUCUCGACAAGUUGAUGGAUCAUGCGAGACUGUGUUCCAAAUGGGCAGCAAGUAUGGAGGUAGAACGUCUCAAGGAGAUCAAGGCACGGAAGCUGGCUCGCUCUAAUGACAUUACGGAGCGGUUCGUAGCUCUAGGGUACACCAAAUCAGAUACAUACAAGAUCCGGGGCCAUAAAGAGGUCUUCAAUGACAAAGCGCUCACUGACAGGAUCUGGACACGCAUCAGACCGAUCCUCGAGCCCGAGGUGGCAUUCGCGAAGGCAAAGCGUCUCGAGCAGGAGCGCAAGUUCCGACUCGUGGAACGUCGCAAGAUCUGCAAAACAGAAUAUCAGAAGCUCCUCCUCUCUCAGCCGCCUAUGAACAUCGUCUUUUAUCCGAAACACUACGAGCUCGCAGAGUUCCCAGCAGUUGCAGCACUUAACGCUGUAGACGUCGAUGUUCACUUGGACGACGGGUUCCCAGCUAGAGCGAGGACAGCCAUCCUAAGCCUGAUGCCCGCUGCCAUCGACGAAUGGAUCAACAAACGCAAGGCCAAGGUCCUUUCGACUCUUGCUUCUCCUCCAGCGCCUGGCUGUGGAAUAUUCGACAUGCCCGCCGAACUCGAACUCGCGAAGAACGUUUUCGUCGCCGAUGAGGACCCAGAAGUACCUCUCUACGCCCAGGGGAUCUUCUGCUACCGUUACAAGGAUGAGGAUCGAUCUCCAAAGAACUCGAUGCACACGUGGAACAUCCCAAAGCUCAGUGGGUCUGCUCAGAGUGCUAUUUUCCACCUCUUGGAUCUAUGCGGACUGGAUCGUGAUACCACAACCACGAAAGAGCUUGACGCCCUUCACCCACUAUUCGUCUGUGAGAACUGCACAGUCAAGGGUGAAGCGAUGGUUUUCGCGAACCCAAGAAGGGUGGGGAAGUAUGUGCAUACAUGGAUAGAGGCUUUGGGCCACCAGACGAGGGCGCCCAGUGUACCUUCAUGGGCCAAGACACAUGGUGUCUGCCGGUUCAAACUACUUUCGGACGAAGAUCGACACGCCGCCUCUGAACUAGGUCAUCGGGGAACCCUCACGCACUCGAAUUGGGGGUGCUGUUACUGCACAGCACACUUCAAGAAGGCGAUGGACAGUUCAUGGGAGUGGGGAAGCUGGUUCACUCGUUCGCAGAUCGUCGAACAUCUCAAAACUGCCCACGAUACAGGCGAACGCGAGUCAGUGGAGGGGACUGAUUUCUACUACAACCCAUGGCAUGAAAGGCACGAGGACGGUCAUCUUUUCCUUGAUAUGGAACGAGAAGGCGAGAACGAAGGGACCUGGGAAGCUGUGGAAAGGUUGGCUGUGGAUAUUUGACGGAACGAAAGCUAGCUCUACACGUUUUGUUUCUGACCAUCUCCUUUACUAACGUACAAUAUUCUGUUCGUAAUCUAAGGGCUAUUCCUUUGCAUGUCUCUAUCGGCCAACAC
This is a messenger RNA of Stereum hirsutum FP-91666 SS1, 1991 nucleotides long. RefSeq lists its product as uncharacterized. Bases 97 to 1878 code for a protein of 593 amino acids. The transcript has 10 exons. NCBI's taxonomy places the organism in Eukaryota, Fungi, Basidiomycota, Agaricomycetes, Russulales, Stereaceae. The record is from RefSeq and is a predicted model, not a curated record.